AUGGUCAUUGAUGCUAUUGUGGAGGGUUUCAUCCGCGUAAGUGUAGGCUCGGUCUGCGCCGUAUUCAAUUACACCUGGCCCUGGGGCAGCGUCGUCUACCACACCAUCUCCGCUCCCGUUGUUGCUGCUUGCUACGCCCUCAGCACACAUGUGGGCUUGGUCAACCCCACAGUCCUCCCCGACCUUGGCCCGGAAUACGGCGUCGUCCCGCCGCCGAUCCGGCGCCAACCGCUGGUGCACGUCGAUGGGAUAGCCCUGGCACAUGCAGUCAUGGCACCUGGGGCGCGCGAGCUAGAACGCUUCCGCGAUGAACAGCCGGGCACAACUUCGAACUAUUUAUACUUCGCCGCCGGAGUGGCCCUGCAGGUACCCUUGGCACCGUUCGACACCAAGCUGGGCAAAAGCAUCGAUCAAAUCAAGGCGGACAAUGACCGACUAGGAAAGCUUAUGCAUCCCAGACUCGAGGCUGAGCGUGACGCCCUUCGCUCGUUUCGAAGGCUGCUGCGUAAGCAGCCCGCCGCCGGGGUCCUCGAGAAAUCCGAGGCUUACCCUGUGGGACGAAGAACCUACUCUGCCGCUAGCUGGUUGGGCUCGGUCUGGCAGACGGUGCUAACUACGCUCCGUAGAGCGUUACAACGUUCCGUGCGGUCUCAUCUGCUCCGCCGGGUAGACGACCUGGACCAGAUACUCCAGAAUGGCCUGAGCGAGCGGAAGGAGUGGAUCCAUUCCCUGGCCCCUUCCAGCCUGUCGAAGGUAGAGGAGAUGGUUGGGCCUGUAUGUCAGGCAUCUCGAGACUUGACUGAUGCCAAAUGGCAACUUGAGGCGAAGGUGGACGAACUUCACGUAGCUGCCUUGGGGAGCGGCGGAAGCUUUGAGCUAGCUGGCGGCACAGCUGGUAUCCAGGCAGAGCUCACCAGCGGCCUCUCAGGCAUUCGGACUGCGCAGUCCAGCUUCACAAACAUGUGCAUGUUCGCUUGGGCGGAUCGCAAUGCCGCUACAGAUGUCAUUUCAAGGUUGGCCCACGACAUCGAGGUUUACAUGUAUGCUCAAGAGUCCCUCAAGGAGUUGCGAGACCGCAUUCAGGCUGAUCCGCUCAAUGAACCUUCCAAAAUGAUGGCCUUCGAGGUAGAAAUGGACAACACUGCCGUUUGGGGGCUUAGGUGUAUCGAGUAUUGGGAAGAAGAACGGGAGAGCUAA
Molecule: messenger RNA, 1197 nt
Organism: Phaeoacremonium minimum UCRPA7
Lineage: Eukaryota; Fungi; Ascomycota; Sordariomycetes; Togniniales; Togniniaceae
Exons: 1
Coding region: 1-1197 (398 amino acids)
Source: RefSeq, a predicted model, not a curated record